This is a messenger RNA of Dictyostelium purpureum, 498 nucleotides long. RefSeq lists its product as uncharacterized. The transcript has a single exon. The record is from RefSeq and is a predicted model, not a curated record. Lineage: Eukaryota; Evosea; Eumycetozoa; Dictyosteliales; Dictyosteliaceae. Bases 1 to 498 code for a protein of 165 amino acids. Gene Ontology annotation, molecular function: N-acetyltransferase activity.
AUGGAGCAAAUUAAUGAACCAUCAUAUAUUUUACGUGACCCAAAGCCAGGGGACAUGGGAAUGGUAGUUUACCAAAAUGCUGUAUUAUAUUCAAACGAAUAUGGUUGGAAUUCAAAUUUCGAAGCAUUAGUUGCUAAAGUAGUAUCUGACUAUUUGACCAAUUUUGAUGCAAGAUAUGAAAAAUGUUGGAUUGCUGAAAAAGAUGGUAAAGUAGUUGGUUCAAUAUUUGUAGUUAAACACGAUGAAAAUACAGCAAAGCUUAGAUUGUUAUAUGUUGACUCUUCAGCACGUGGUUUAGGAAUAGCAAGUAAAUUGGUAGAUGAAUGUAUAAAAUUUGCACAAAAAGUAGGUUAUAAGAAAAUGAUACUUUGGACCAAUAGUAUUUUAGUAGAUGCUGCUAGAAUUUAUAAGAAAUUUGGUUUUCAAUUAGAAUCUGAAGAAAAACACUCAACAUUUGGACCAGAACUGGUAGGUCAAACUCUUUCAAGAAAUCUAUAA